Molecule: messenger RNA, 3363 nt
Organism: Hemibagrus wyckioides
Lineage: Eukaryota; Metazoa; Chordata; Actinopteri; Siluriformes; Bagridae
Gene: wsb1
Product: WD repeat and SOCS box containing 1
Exons: 9
Coding region: 333-1604 (423 amino acids)
Biological process (GO): intracellular signal transduction
Molecular function (GO): protein binding
Source: RefSeq, a predicted model, not a curated record
GCCAUUAUAAUCCAGUGUGUACAAGCGUACCGUGUUAUAGCGCUGAGAGAAAGGAGAGUCUUCACAUAGGGUGUACGGUUUCGACUUUUUCUUAAUUUGUGUUCGCGUUUCACGCGCGAGUUUGCGACACGGGGAGUGUAACUAGUCUGAAGAUUUAUAUUACAUAUAUUUUCCUAUAUAUAGUGUGAAGUAAGGUGUGUGUUCAGAGUUAGCCUUGUUCGGAGCUAGCUCGCGCAUUCCAGCCCACUGAGAGGGUUUCAUAAGGCGUCUUUCACCACACACGAUCUCGUUCAUCUAAGAGGCGUCGUGUAAAGAAUCGUGUUUCUAUUUAGAUGGCAAGCUUCCCAGAUUUUGUCAACGAAAAUGAAAUAGCUAAAGCUAAGUUCAUUGGAGAGCUUUUAGCUCCUGUGGCUCCGUUUGACCAGAAGUCUGGACGGGAGACAUGGACUGUAGCUUUUGCUCCUGAUGGCUCCUAUUUUGCGUGGUCUCAAGGACACCGCAUUGUACGGCUCUUACCAUGGUCAAAAUGCAGAAGCAGUUUCUCCGUGAGGAAGGAGGAGUGGCUGAAUGGCGCGGGACCCAGGCGUUUGUCUCGGCAAGGUAGCGACAGUGCCCAGGUGCCUGGUGAGCCUCGAGAGCACACCAUCGACUGUGGUGACAUCGUUUGGGGACUAGCAUUCGGCUCCUCUGUUCCUGAAAAACAGAGCCGCUGUGUGAAUAUUGAGUGGCACCGUUUUAAAUUUGGCCAAGACCAGUUGCUGCUGGCUACCGGCCUCAACAACGGCCGUAUCAAGAUAUGGGACGUCUAUACAGGAAAACUUUUGUUGAAUCUAAUGGAUCACACAGACAUUGUGCGGGACCUGACGUUUGCUCCAGACGGCAGUCUUGUGCUGGUGUCUGCUUCCAGAGACAAGACAUUGCGUGUGUGGGACCUCAAGGACGAUGGUAACAUGAUGAAAGUGCUGCGUGGACAUCAAAACUGGGUGUACUGCAGUGCCUUCUCUCCAGACUCCUCAGUGCUGUGCUCUGUGGGUGCUGGCAAAGCGGUGUUCCUGUGGGACAUGGAUAAGUACACUUUGAUUCGUAAGCUGGAGGGCCACCAUAAUGAUGUGGUGUCCUGCGAGUUCUCUCCUGAUGGAGCCUUGCUAGCCACAGCCUCCUAUGACACCCGUGUCAUAGUGUGGGAUCCACACACGGCAACUGUACUGCUUGAAUUGGGGCACCUUUUCCCUCCUCCUUCUCCCAUAUUUGCUGGGGGAGCAAAUGACCGCUGGGUUCGCUCUGUGGCCUUCUGUCAUGAUGGCCGCCAUAUUGCCAGCAUCACUGAUGACAGGUUGGUGCGGUUUUGGAGCAUCGAUGAGAAAUCUCCCCAGGCCAUCGCCUCACUCACUAAUGGCCUCUGCUGUGCCUUCUCCACAGAUGGAAGUGUUCUAGCUGCUGGUUCACGUGAUGGCAGUGUUCAUUUCUGGGAGUGCCCACGCAGUGUCGCCAGCCUGCAGCACUUGUGUCGCAUGACCCUGCGGAGAGUACUAUCUACACAAAAAGUCUACGCACUGUCUAUCCCUCAAUGCAUGCAAGACUACUUGGCCUACAGGAGCUUCUAACCCAGAAGGCACAUAGCGGCACACUGUUAAAUCAGUAAAACAGCCUUUGCAUGAAAAUUUGGUCUGGGGAGGGAUUGAGGACAAAAAAUUUUUUUAGAUGGAGGGAAAGGCAGUGACUUUUCUGUUAAGAGGCCCUAAGCUGUACUUAAUGAGAUCACUGUUUAAGUAAUUUUUUAUAAAGUGUUAUAAAGCUGCUUGCACAUUCCCUGUCAGUACCAUUUUUUUUGCACACUAAAACCUAAGCCUUCUCAUUUGCUCUUUCACCCAUAUCAGCUAGUGGCCUUUAGACAGCCUUAUCGUCAGUGUCACUUUUUUUUUUUUUUUUUUCUUUCUGGCACAAAGUCUUGUGCAAAAACUUAUGGUGCAACUUUUAAGAAUGAGACAGCUGUAAUGUCGUCUUACAAGAGACGCGAGCGAAUGUUAGCUGACCUAAAGUGGUGUUAAGGAAUAUCAGCAGUGAUUUGGAGAAGGGAAUGGAGGAAGAGUGUUCAACUGAAAGAGUUUCAUACUACUUCACCAUGCACAGUGGUGUGUGUGCUGUAUGUUUGAGAAUAUUUUAGGAGAUCAGGGAUCUAGGCAGUGCCUCCCCUUAGUGUGCCUCGAUAGCAGCAGAAAUCCCUAGUGCUCUUUGUCCACACCCAGACACUGCCUCAGUAACAACAGCCUUUUUCUCAACCUCCAUAACCCUGACAAUGUAGUGAUGAAAUUCAUUUUCUUUUUCAUAUUGUUUAUUUUUUCUGUACAGACAUUUGUAAAGAAAUGUUUUGUGAGUGUAAAUGUUUGUGUGUAUAUAUAUAUAUAUAUAUGAUAUCUAAAUUUGCUUUCCUGUUUUUUUUUUGUUUUUUUUUCCUUCUUUCUCUGCUCAAUCUAAGAAUGUAAGAUUGUGUUUUUAUACAUGUAAAAUGCUAAUGCUGUGAAAACUCCAGAGACGGCGGCUGGACUCUGAGCUGGUUAUAUGACAGUAGAGGUGGUUAUCGGGUAUUCGCCAGCAAAUAACCCCAAAUGUUCCCUCUCGUCCAAACGGACACUUCUGUAAGGUUGGCGGGUAACCUAUAUUUAUUAUAUAUUUAUAUAUGUGGUGCUUGUUGGUUGUCGAACAGCACGCCUACAUCACCCCAUGUUUAAUCUUCUGUCAGGCUUCUGCUAUCAGAGUAGAUCUACCUCCUAAGUUGGCUCGAGUAACAUCUGCUGAAGGCUCGGUUAUUUACAUGCAGUUUAACAGUUAGAGGUGAAACUCUCUUGUACUCUAAUGUAUAAUUCUGCCUGUUCUAGCUGAUGAUAGCUGAUUAAGGAGAAGCAGGGAGAGGUAUAUGCUCAAUGUAUAAGCAAUGGUUGCAUUUGUCACCUUUUUCUGUCAAUGUGCAGACAAUGAAUCUUAGCAAUAAACUGCUUGUUGUAACCAUUGGAGCCGAUGCCAAAGAUCCCCUAGGGUUCUUUAAUGUAUUUUUGGCACUCAGUAUUAGUUUUGUUUUUCUUCUCUCAUCUAUUUCUGGCUAAAACUUGAAGCCUUCUGUUGAGCCCUAGUUGCUUGUUCUGUCUGUGUGUGUGUGGAAUAACUUCAUCAGCACUCUGAUAAGUCACCUGUAUUGUCAGUUAUAAUUGCAUAAGGUAGCAAAUUUCUCUAAUACAUUGCUUUCCAUUCUACAUUUCAAACAUAUAGUAUACAAUAAAAGCAACUGGAGUCGUUAUAAGAAUGUAUGGUUUUGGUUUUGUAUAUUUUUGUGUUUUGUAGUUGAAAUAAAGGCUUGUUUUCAAAUAA